AAUCCUACUCUAUCUAGGGAAUCUCCUAAACACCUCAAAGACUCUCUCAGACUCCAAUAUAUCCCUCAGGGAGCCCCAAAAUUACCCCUCUCAUUCCAGAGACACCCCAAAAACUCCCAGAACCCCCUAAACCAAACCGGCCCAAUUCCAGGACCUGGCAAUUGCAGCCCAAACACCACAAAACUAUCCCAAGAACACCCCAAAAAAACCCAGCACCCCCUAUUCCAAAUCCCCCAUUCCAGCACCCUCUGAAACCAUCAUAAAGAUCACCCCCAGCAACCCAAAACCAGACAAAGGACACCCCCAAAACACUCAGGACCUCCCUAAACCGAUCCCGCUCACUCGAGGGAUCCCCUAUAUCACCCCAAAGAGAAUCCCAGAAACCUUAACCAGCUGCAGGACCUCCCCAGUUACCCAAAGCAUCCCCAAAAAACCUGAAACCACCCCACAAACCAAUUCCCUCGCAUUCCAGGGACUCCCUAAACCAACCAAAAAACCUCUUCAGACCCCAAGACGACCCCAAGGACACCCCAAGUAGCCCCAGCACCCCCAUAAAGCAAAAGCCCAUAUUCCAGGAGGCCCUUAUACCACCCUAAAAGCACCCCCAGGGCCUCAAAACCAGCCUGAGGAUCCCUAAACCAGCACACUCACGAUUGCAGGAUUCCCCUCAGGGACGUCUCGAAGCACAAAUUCCAGCCGCGGCUCCUCAGGAGCACCUGGCUGGGUUCCCACCGCCGUUCCCACAGGAAUUCCGCUUCCCAGCGCUCCAGCAGCACCUUCAACGCACCCUCCGAGCGAACUUACCGCUUUCGCCAAGCGCCAGCCAAUAAAAAGGCACUCAUUAGUGAUUGACAGCGGUUUGAGCAAAUGGAAAGUCCGGCUAUUGAAGAGUCCGCCCAGGUGCACCUUGAACCAAUGAGAACUCACUAAAGAAGUGAUCGACAGCUGUAUAGGCCAAAUAGAAGUAAAGACUCCGCCUCCAGGGUGGGUCUCGCUCGCUGAUUGGUUGCUCCACCGCGCAGUUACGGAAGUGGAGCUUUCUUACGGGCUGGGGGCGAGUGAGGGCUGCGAGCGGGCGGUGAGGUGGGGUCGCCAUGUUGGGGGGAGGCGGCGGCGCCGGUUUUGGGGAUCCCUAUGGGGACUUUGGGGUAAUUUGGGGAUCCUUUUGACAAUUUGGAGAUUCCUGGAGGGGUUUGGGAUCCUUGGGGGAUUUUUGAGGUAGCCCUUCUUAGGGUGGGUGUACUCUGGGAUCCCCCUGUUGGAGAGGUGCACUGGGGGGUACCCUCAGAACACCGUCCCCACCUCCUCCCACGGCUUCCCUUUUCUUCGGGAUAUCCUUGGAUUUGGAGUUUCCCUGGAAUUCUCCCCUGGUUCCUCCACAUACUGGGGGUCCCCCCAGUUUCACCUAAUUCCCACAGCCCCUCAGAAUCCAUGGAUUCCCUGCUUUUCCUCUGCGCCCGCCGCGUCGUCGCCCAGCACCCUCUUCCCGCCCUUCCCCCCCAUCUCUAUCCUGUCCUUUUCCAAGUGGCAUUCCUGGAUGGAAGACCCCUGGUCCUGCGAGAUUUAGUGGCCGCUUGGCCAUUCCCGGUGCUCCACUUCCAGCGGCUCGUGGGGCACCGGGAGCUGCUCUGGGACCAUACCUGCAUUGACUGCGUCGAGGCCAUCAUCCAGGCCGUGGUGGCGCAGCUCCAGCAGGAGCUGGAAGAGCCCGGCCACCGUUCCAGCCUGCGCGUGCUGGACAUGACCAGACUCUCAGAUUUCGUGUCCAGCUGCGCUCCUGCCUCGUUGAACAGCUGGUCCAGCACAGAGGUUUUGGCCAAGGCUUGCGUGGAGGUGUCCAAGCACCAGCCGGAAUUCCAGAGGCACAGAUCCAAGCGGCACAAAGGCCGCUCCGGAGCUGCCACGGCCGCUCCGCGGGCCCUAGGUGUGGACAUCCACGCCGACUUGGUUGUUAACAGAAGGUCCUACGGGAUCCUGCGCGACGCGAUUCAGGCCGGAGCUGCCGGCCCACUGCGCCUCAAGUGCCACGAAUUCCAAGCAAAGUACAUCUCGGCAUAUGAGAUCUUGACUUUGUUAAAAUCCCUGGAUCCUUCAUGUGUUCGGAGGGUGGAUCUACACUUCCGGAAUUUGGGAUUGAACGGGCUCUUGGUGAUUCUGCCGCACCUCUCGCGCUUCCCUCAGCUGCGCAGCCUCAAGCUCCAGCACAGCAAGGUGGAUGUGCGGCACCUGACGACGGAAUCGGACAUCAGAAUCCUCUGCGUGGCCAGAAAGCUGGGAAUGCUGCCCAGCCUCCGGGAGCUCAACCUGGGAUCCUCCCGGCUCUCUGGGAAUCUGCGCCAGAUCCUCUGCGACCUCCAGGCUCCGUUGGAAAGCUUGGAAUUGGCCUUCUGCUCCCUCGUUCCUGCCGACCUCGCCUUCCUCUCCCAAAGCUUCCACGCUCCGGCCCUCAAAAGGUUGGAUCUCGGUGGCCACGACAUCUCCCAAGGCCUCCUGGAGCCGCUGCGGCUGCUCCUGGAGGAAACCUCGGCCUCGCUGCUGUGCCUGGACCUCAGGGAAUGCCGCAUGGCCGACUCCCACCUGAACGCGCUGCUCCCGAUGCUCCGGCGCUGCUCCCACCUGCGCUUCCUCGGACUCUACGGCAAUCCCCUGUCCACAGCUGUGCUGAAGGAUCUGCUACUGAAAAGCUUGGAGCUUCCGGAUCUCCACAAGGUUGUGUAUCCCUUCCCUGUGGAUUGCUACAAGAGGGAGCCGCCAGAAUCUAGACGAAAUUUUGUAAAGGAUAAGGAGCUUUUUGAGGCGGCCAAGGCGGAGUUUUCCCAAAUCUUAGCGAAUUCCAAAAGAAUUGACCUCAUCUGGACUUACGCUCCGUUUGGCUGCAGAGCCAUGGACUACUUCUCCUUGUGAUUUGCAAAAACCUUAGGGGCAGUAAAAGCUCAGAGCCUCCAUUUAUGAAAAGCACCACCACCUUCUUCCCGAAAUCCAGGCGUUUUCCGCCACAUCCUGGUGCUUUUCUGCCUCAUUCCAGUGGUUUUUUCCUUUCAUUUCAGUGCUUUUCUGCCUGAUUUUGUUAGCGUUCUGCCUCAUCCCGAUGUUUUUCUGCCCCAUUCUGAAAUUUUCCCCCGGUUUCUAAGGUUUUCUGCCACGUUUUGUGGUUUUUCCUUCCCAACCCCUCUAGUUUUUCCCUCAUCCCAACAUUUUCCCCCUCAUCCCAGUAUUUUUCUGCCUCAUCCCAGUAUUCUUCCCUCCAUUUCAUUAUUUUUCCAGCCUGUUCUGGUAGUUUUUUAGCCCGUCUUGGUAGUUUUCUGCCUCAUCCCGGUAUUUUUCCAUCCCAUUUCAUGAAUUUUCCAGUUUAUCCCAGUGUUUUUCUCAUCAGGAUUGGCUUUGCACAGCCAAAUUCCUGGAGGCUCCAGGGCUGGAUUCCACGGGAAGCUGCUGGAAUCUUCUGUUUCAGGUCAAUCCUGUGGGGAACAGCGGCAACACCUCUGGAAUAAGAAUUGAGUCAGAAGCCACCAAUCAUAUCACAGCUGUAAUUCCAGAGGUGGAAUUUGGGAAAGGAAUGACUCCAGAGAUCAUUCCAAGGUGCUGGAGUGGAAAUUGCCAAAAUUACAUGGUGCAUCCAAAGGGAAGCUCAUCCUGGAGCUGGAUCUUUGCAGGGACCUGUGGAUCCAUGGAAAGAGGAGCAGAUUCCUGGCAGGAAUCCCAUUGUGGAAAAAAACUAUGGAGCAGGACAUUGCUUACGUAUUGACCCUUUGGAUAAGUUCACGAUGAAUUUUCUUCCAUGGGAAUGACAUAUUGGAGAAAUCCAUGGAAAACUCACUCCCCUGGGAUGGGCCCAGCUCUCAUAGCUGCUGGAGGGAUCAAGUAAAAGCCAGGAAUGUGAAUUUGGGGAGGGAAAAGUUGGAUUUGGGGUCUUGUUAUCCUGCUCUGAUCCUGAUGGAAAUAAACUCAUCCUAUCCCAGGU
Messenger RNA from Catharus ustulatus (Swainson's thrush), 3961 nucleotides. RefSeq names its product leucine-rich repeat-containing protein 14-like. Lineage: Eukaryota; Metazoa; Chordata; Aves; Passeriformes; Turdidae. The transcript is spliced from 3 exons. The coding region runs from base 1432 to 2904 and encodes 490 amino acids. The record is from RefSeq and is a predicted model, not a curated record. Gene Ontology annotation, cellular component: cytoplasm.